This is a messenger RNA of Glossina fuscipes, 1174 nucleotides long. RefSeq names its product delta(3,5)-Delta(2,4)-dienoyl-CoA isomerase, mitochondrial. The transcript is spliced from 4 exons. Gene Ontology annotation, molecular function: delta(3,5)-delta(2,4)-dienoyl-CoA isomerase activity. Gene Ontology annotation, cellular component: mitochondrion. The record is from RefSeq and is a predicted model, not a curated record. NCBI's taxonomy places the organism in Eukaryota, Metazoa, Arthropoda, Insecta, Diptera, Glossinidae. The coding region runs from base 169 to 1110 and encodes 313 amino acids.
GCUGAGAUUCUUUUGCUUGGGAUAGCUGUACGCUUUCCAUAUAAAUGACAGCACUGCAGUACAAGAAAAAAGACAUAUUAUUUCCAAAUACAAAAGUGAAACGGUGGAAAUCUAUGCGAAAAAACAUAAAUAAGUUUCGGUUUUCAUUAUAUUGUUUAUUUUAAGAAAAUGUUUAUGAAUAGAUUCGCCAGAACGUCUAAUCUUGUAACGCGACAUUUGUUAACUAUGCCAAAUUCACGUUUAAUGAGUUCUAAGAUGUUAAUUGAACAUAAUGAUCCUUGCACUAAUUACGAGACUUUAGCUGUUAGUUCACCAAAACCUUUUGUUUUCCAAGUUGAAUUGAAUAGGCCGCAACGUUACAAUGCUAUCAACAAGCAAAUGUGGAUGGAAAUAAAAAGUUGUUUUGAAAGUUUGAGCACAAAUUCAGAUUGUCGUGUUAUAAUUUUAAAAGCCGCUGGUAAACAUUUUACAGCAGGCAUUGAUUUAACCGAUAUGAUGCAGUUGGGUCAAGAACUCAGUGAAAUAGAUGAUGUGGCUCGUAAAGGAAUUUAUUUAGACCGCCUAAUUAAGCUCUAUCAGGAUUCGUUGAGUUCGCUCGAAAAUUGCACCAAACCUGUCAUCAGUGCAGUACAUUCUGCUUGCGUGGGCGCUGGUAUUGAUAUGAUAACAGCGUCGGAUAUACGCUACUGCUCAGAAGAUGCAUUCUUUUCGGUGAAAGAGGUUGACGUUGGCAUGGCUGCUGAUGUUGGUACCUUACAACGUUUGCCAAAAGCUAUCGGUAGCCAGUCGUUAGUACGUGAGCUAUGUUAUACUGGGAGAAAUUUUUCAAGCUCGGAAGCUUAUAACUGUGGUUUAAUUAGCAAAGUCUUUCCUAAUAGAAAUGAUUUGCUUAUAGGUGCUUUGGAAUUAGCAGAUAGCAUUGCCCAGAAAAGUCCUGUAGCGGUACAAGCAACAAAACAGAAUUUAGUGUAUUCGUUAAGCCGCACCAAUCAAGAGGGUUUGGAUCAUAUCCGAGAAAUGAACAAACUUUAUUUGCAAUCCGAAGAUUUGGCCAUUGGCGCAGCCGCCCAAUUAACGAAAGGAGAAAUGCCCGCAUUUUCUAAGCUAUAACUUAGCUAAGAUCAAAUUUUGAUAUUCUUCCUUUUUUUUUAUAAUAAAUCAUUUUGAAAAAAUU